Messenger RNA from Cornus florida, 1180 nucleotides. RefSeq names its product reticulon-like protein B2. The transcript is spliced from 5 exons. NCBI's taxonomy places the organism in Eukaryota, Viridiplantae, Streptophyta, Magnoliopsida, Cornales, Cornaceae. The record is from RefSeq and is a predicted model, not a curated record. Bases 212 to 952 code for a protein of 246 amino acids.
GUGCGGUCUUUUUAGUUUCAACGGUUGAGAUUUAAUCCAUCACGUUGUUCCCAUUCCACACUGAGCUGUUCUAAAACCUGUAUAUAGAUAGAUAGAUACAGAGAUAUAGAGAGAGGAGAGAGGGUUUAUAGCUGUGGUCAAUUUCAGUGCGUUUCCAAACGAACGAUACGAUUAAGGUUUAGAUCAGAGAGGUUUAGAGGCCUAGAGAGAGAUGUCAGAUCACGAGGAGUCUAAGAUUGAAUCGGUGAUGGAGAAAAUAACCGAGAAGUUUCACGGCGAUUCGUCGUCGUCAGAUUCCGACGACGACAAGUCCUCCUCGACGUUGCAGGCGAAGAUCUUUCGUCUCUUCGGAAGAGAGAAGCCAGUUCACAAAGUCUUCGGCGGUGGAAAGCCGGCUGACGUGUUUCUAUGGAGGAACAAGAAAAUAUCCGCUGGAAUCUUAGGUGGAGUCACAGCCAUCUGGGUUCUGUUUGAUUUACUUGAAUAUCAUUUGCUUACUCUAGUCUGCCAUUGUUUGAUACUUGCUCUGGCUGUCUUGUUCUUGUGGUCCAAUGCGACCACCUUCAUUAACAAGUCUCCACCGCGUAUCCCUGAAGUUAGUAUUCCAGAGGAACCAAUUCUGGAGUUUGCAGCUGCCUUGAGGAUCGAAAUAAAUCGGGCAUUUGCCAUUCUGAGGGAUAUUGCAUCAGGGAAAGAUCUGAAGAAGUUUCUCUCUGUGAUUGCUGGAUUGUGGGUCUUGUCAAUUGUGGGGAAUUGUUGCAACUUCUUGACCUUGUUUUAUAUAGCUUUCGUUUUGCUCCACACGGUGCCUGUGCUGUACGAGAAAUAUGAGGACCAAGUGGAUUCAUUUGCAGAGAAGGCAAUGGUUGAGAUCAAGAAGCAGUACGCAGUCUUUGAUGCAAAGGUUUUGAGUAAGAUCCCAAGGGGACCAUUGAAAAACAAGAAACAUUAAGAGUGGCAGAGGAAUAGCCAUUGUUGGUGGAUGUGUUUUCUGAAGGUAGUGUGAGUUGACCAUUGUUGUCUGGAACCCUUUACUGUUUUCUUUUCGUUUUUUUGGGUUCACAAUAUGGAUGAAUUAUGAAAUGGAUUCUGAAUAUGGGAACUUUAUCUACAUUUUUAGCUUAUGCUGUAAUUGUGGUGGGGGCAUUUCAAUGGUUAUUUAAUUUGAAUGUUCUGUUGA